AAUGAUGCUCUCCAAAGAAGACAAAGAGGCUGCCAAAUUGGGGCUUUCAGUUUUUACGCAUCAGCGCGUGGCAGACAGCCCGGAGGCCUCUGGCACAAAGAGAAAACCGGGCACGGACGAGAAGGCGGAGGAGGAGCGGCCCGAGAGCAGCAAGAAAUCAAAAAAGGAGAAGAAGAAGAAAAAGAAGAAAAAACACAAGAAAGAGAAGGAAAAGGAGAAACAUCACAAGAAGGAAGCAGCCGCCGCCACGUCCCCCUCCUCUCCAGAUCAUGAGGAAAGGUAAUAGAGCUGCUGCUGGCGUUCUCUUCCCUGGCAGUGUCUGUAGACCCCAGUCAGGGAUCGGGACCCUGUUGUGCAAGGCGCUGUACAAACAGAAGGGCAGUCCGAGACUCCAAAGCCAGACGGGGCCAUUAGCAGGGUUCCCUGUAAGGGGUGCGCACCAAGAGUUUCAUUUCCGCCCACCCCCUCAGCAGAGCCUUGCAGCUACGGCCCCAGCUACUCCGGGGGCGAGGCCGCGGCUGCAUGGCAGGUGACU
Molecule: messenger RNA, 535 nt
Organism: Pelodiscus sinensis (Chinese soft-shelled turtle)
Lineage: Eukaryota; Metazoa; Chordata; Testudines; Trionychidae
Source: RefSeq, a predicted model, not a curated record